Penicillium pulvis is the source of this 3627-nucleotide messenger RNA. Its product is annotated as putative cell wall biogenesis protein Mhp1. Lineage: Eukaryota; Fungi; Ascomycota; Eurotiomycetes; Eurotiales; Aspergillaceae. The coding region runs from base 1 to 3627 and encodes 1208 amino acids. The record is from RefSeq and is a predicted model, not a curated record. The transcript has 3 exons.
AUGGAGGGUGUUCAGACUGUGGAUGUGAGCUGGCUUCAUCAUUCGCAGAAAGAUCAUCUUUCGCGCACGAAAUCCGUAACUUCAGGGGGCAGCGACAAAUCGAGCGCCGAGAAGGACUCCGCGACGAACCCAUCCAAACCACACCGACGAUCCCGAUCGAAUAGCAGCCCGGCUCGUCCACCGUCCUCAAACGGCUCAACAACAAAGCACGAGCCGCAGAAUGAAGCAAUUAAGGAAGAAGAACCGACCCCGGAACCAGAAAAACCCGCAGAGCAAAAACCAUCUACUCCCUCGCCCGCAGCCCCGAAAACUGCUCCCAAACCACUCUCUGGGCGCAGAAAUUCAUGGAUAUCCAGUUUGAGCUCCAAGUUUUCCUCUGGAUCCACUCCGCCAUCGCAGUCUAGUCUGAAAGGGAGCCCGGCAAGUCCGAAGGCCACUGGACCUCUCGAUCAUAACCCAUUCGGCGCCGCUUUCUCCCCGAAAGACAAGGAAGAGGAAAAGAAAGAUGACUCCAACCCAAACCCAUUCACCUCCUCGUCGCCUAAAGGGCCCUCCUUUAUCCACAGUGCACUACGCAAGUUUUCGUCCAAUUCCGGUGGUUUGCCCAAGCUACCGCCAGCUUCCGCAACAUGCCCGCGCCGAGUGAUGAACCUCGACCAGGGCCGCGAUCGGUGCAAAAUCGCAGAGCUCAACCAAGCAAAAUUGCAUAGGGUGGCGUUCUGUGUGGAUGUUGAAAUCGCCGGAGUGUCGCAUCGAGAUUCAGAUGAAGAUGCUCCUCCGACAAAUCAACUUCGACAAGCCUUGCCGGAGUCGAAUCGCCAGAAGGCGAAGAAGGCUGAAGCUAAGGUCGAUACAAAGGCUGAUACUAAGACAGAGGACAAGGAAAAGGGCAAGGAGGAGGCCGAAGCACUGAAGCACCCCCAAGCCGCAGUGGCCGAGAAGGAGGCAGCUCCAGCGACCUCAGCGACCCCGGCAGCUCCGGCAGCUUCAACAACUGCUCAAGCAGAUAGCCCUCUGGAUACUCAGACUGCGACCUCUACUACCGAAUCCGCUACUCCAAACCCUACCGCCGAUGGCGAAGCGGGCAGUGAAAAGAAAGACCCGACUCGCAAGCAAGAAAAGAAGAAGCGGUCAGAAGAAGAACGUAAGGAGCGUAAGGAGCGUAAGCGCAGACAAGCUGUCGCGAACGGCUCAAUUCCGCUCCAAAUAGAUCCAGAGCACGACGAGGUCGAUUGUCAUGCAUCAAAGUCUGGUAUCUCCCGGUCUAAAACACAGAGCCACCCUACCACAGACCCCGCGCGCAUCUAUCGACGAUGCUGCCAGCUGAGAGAAACGCCUGUUCUCAAACGGGUGAUCGACGAAAUUUCUUCGCCGUCCUCCACGCUGGCAGAAUCGCCCGGUACUGUUGCCGCUCUGGAUCUCAGUAACUUCCCCAUGACGCCUCAAGAUAUCAUGACGUUGAGUGACUGGCUUGCGGUGGUGCCUGUCCGUAAGCUCCUAUUGGAAAAUUGUGCACUCACCGACGUCUCCGUGCGGGCGAUUCUUGCUGCUUUGCUUUCGACAAAGACUGUGGAACAGAUGCGCUACCGGCGGAAGCGGAAUCGCAGAUGUGAAUCACCCACUGUGAAGUAUGAACGGUGGGGUGUUGUGGAGAAGCUAUCCCUGAAGGACAACCCGAAAAUUGGACGGGAGGGAUGGCGCCACAUUGGCCUCUUCGUUCAUCUUUCCAAGUCCUUGAAGGCGAUUGAUCUUUCCGGCAUUCCUUUUCCUAAAGCUCGGGCUCCAGGAGAUAACUCUAGCCAGUGCGCUGCCACCGACGUUUGCAAUACCUUUGCGUGCGCUCUGGCGGAGAGGUUCAGCGGCGAUCACCUUGAGGAACUGCUCAUGAGUGAAUGCAAGCUUUCCGUCGAGCAGGUCAAGCGAAUUUGCAAGGCAUCCACCAAAUUGGGGUUGCGACGGCUGGGAUUUGCAAACAAUGAUCUGACAAGAGAAGGUUUGGAACACGUUGUUGAGUAUCUCAAAGCUGGACAAUGUGAAGGGCUGGACUUGGGAGGAAAUCCUAUUAAAGACGACCUUGAUCUUAUUACAGAUGCUGUUGAACCCGAGCAGCCCCUAUAUGCCCUCAGCCUGGCAGAUUGCUCCUUGGAUCCUUCUGUGAUCACUCCGUUGCUGCAAUCCUUGACUCAGAUCCAUAACCUUCGCUUCAUUGAUUUCUCUCAUAACCCUGGUUUGUUUUCUAUGCAGGCCAAUGCACUUGGAGCGUUCCGGCGCUUUUUGCCCAAGAUGCCUUCGCUCAAGCGUAUCCAUCUUGCCGAUGUCGAUCUUUCCCCCGAUCAUGUUAUCGGUCUUGCUGAGGUUCUGCCAGAAUGUCCUAGCCUUUGCCAUUUGAAUAUAUUGGAGAACCCGCAAAUUGUAUCUUUGGCCUCUGCCGUGGACCCUGCUGUUCAGGAAGAGGCGUGUGCAGUCUAUGCUUCUAUGAUGGCCGCAGUCCGAGUUUCGGGUACAAUGAUCGCAGUGGAAAUUGACGUUCCCACCGCCGAAAACAACGAAGUUGUCAAGGCACUAGCGUCCCAGAUUGUCGCUUAUUCGCUUCGAAAUCUGGAAGGUACUGCUAUUGGAGAGGAUCUGCCUGAAACACACGUACCGCAUGAUGUUCCAGUGCCAGAGAUCCUGCAGCACAUUGUUGGACACUCCUUUGGUAUGGACGAGCCAUACGACGAAGAAGAUGAUGUCGCUCCAGACGAGGAUUAUGUAAUUGGUGGUACGGGCGUGGUCAAGGCACUUGGUGUCUGUCUCGGAAACCUUGAUCAUCAUGGAAGCGAUAUUCCUGGAGAUUCAGCACCUGCCAGUGGCACUACGACUCCUCGGCGUCGUAAGUCCAGAGGCGUGGUUACUAAGAGGCCUCGUGACAUGUCAAAGAAUUUGCUGGAGUCCGCUCGCAACAUCCGAGCAAGGAUUCAGUCAGCGCUUGUCCGCGAAGACCGGGCCGGUAACGAUGCCAAUUACCGACGUCUCCAGUUCUUGGACAUUACAUUGCAUAGGAUGAUCCAGCGCUUUGAGGAUGAGUACCCGGAAACUCGCUUGCCUCCUCCGCCCGUCCCUAUUUCUGCCCUGCCAGAAACCAGCUCACAGCAUUCCGGCGAGGAAGGAACCGGCUCGAGUGCCAUCAACGGCAAUCUUAGCAGCAGCUUUAUGGACAAUGAAAAUGCCAUUGAUGAUGAGGAAGGCGAGCAAGAAGGUUUCCAUCUUUCCCGAAGCAGCUCAAUGACAUCGAUGCAUGCCCGCGCCAUGACAUCAGAAGAAGGCCACGUCCAUCGCCUGGGCCAAAACCUCCGCCGGGACCUACUGAAAACACCCGAUCGUCAAGGCGAAGACGAUGAAGAAGACAACUCGCACCUUGCUGUGCUACGGGAGAGACUCGAGCGCCUACACGAGGAACAGUCUCGACCGUUCCACACCGAAGAAGCCUUUGAGAAACUUGGCAGUACGGUUGAUGAGCUCUGGGCCUACCAGCAUCAAGAUGCCGAGGGCUUCGAGAAAUUUAAACAAUCUCAAAUUGCGGCGCAGAUCAACAGUGGUUUGCGUCGUGAAUCUUCUUCCUCUGAAAGCAAGUCACCACCAUCAUGA